Messenger RNA from Diachasmimorpha longicaudata, 1643 nucleotides. Its product is annotated as skin secretory protein xP2-like. NCBI's taxonomy places the organism in Eukaryota, Metazoa, Arthropoda, Insecta, Hymenoptera, Braconidae. The transcript has 2 exons. The coding region runs from base 149 to 1336 and encodes 395 amino acids. The record is from RefSeq and is a predicted model, not a curated record.
UCACUUUCGACGAGGAGUAGGCACAGUGUAGCUAGGAUUUGUUGGCGGGGAAAGCAGUUCGUUUGGAGCAUAUAUAAAGUGGUUUUCAGCAAGGGGGGAUCAAUCCAGUUAAUCUCUGGACGAACACCGGAUUACAGAGUUGCGGACAAUGAGGAUUUCGAUACAAGUGCUGGUGACGUUGGUCAUGCUGGUGGGUCUGGCCGCCAGCAAGGAGGAGACGAAAAAAGAGGCUGAACCCUCUGCCUCAGCUGAAGCACCAGUGGACGACAGUAAGAUAGAGAAGAAGCAGGAGAAACGAGGACUCUAUCACUCAGAAGGUGAUUACGGUGGAGGUUACGAAGGGCUCUUCGUCGGCCACGACUCCGGCUCAGACUUGGGAGGUCAUUCGGGCUAUGGUGGGGAAUCAAGUUUCGGAGGGCAUUCUGGUGGCCUCGGUGACCAUCAUGAGGGCAAGAUUAAGGAAAUAACAAUAGUGAAGAACAUCAAAGUUCCGUAUCCAGUCGAGAAGAAGGUUCAUUAUCCAGUGGAAAAAGAAGUGCCGUAUCCAGUUAAGGUGCAUGUGCCUCAGCCCUAUCCAGUGGAGAAAAAAAUUCCAGUACCGGUGAAGGUUUACGUAAAGGUACCUGUUCACAUACCAGCACCUUAUCCAGUUGAGAAGAAAGUGCUUUAUCCAGUUCACGUACCAGUGGACAGGCCUGUACCCCACAAGGUUUACAUUCCAGCGCCUUAUCCAGUAGAGAAAAAAGUUCAUUAUCAAGUUAAAGUGCCUGUGCCCCAACCAUUCCCGGUGGAGAAAAAGGUGCCUUAUGCCGUCAAAGUACCUGUUCACGUGCCCCAGCCUUAUCCAGUGGAAAAACCAGUGCCUUAUCCAGUCAAGGUACCUGUUGAUAGACCUUACCCUGUCCACGUAAUCAAACCCUAUCCCGUUCCUGUUGAAAAACACGUGCCCUAUCCCGUUGACAAACCUGUACCCUACCCCGUCAAAGUCCACGUUGACAGGCCAGUUCCUUACCACGUCGACAAACCUGUUCCCUAUCCCGUCAAAGUUCCCGUACCUGCACCCUACCCAGUCGAAAAAGCUGUACCUGUACCGGUGGAGAAACCUGUACCCUACGCUGUCAAGGUACCCAUCGAACGACCAGUUCCCGUCCACGUCACCAAACACGUACCCUAUCCCGUACCCAAACCUGUACCCUAUCCCGUCAAAGUCCCCAUCCCCUACCCUGUCCAUCACCAUGAACAUCAUGAGCAACCUGAGAUUGAACACCACGGCUACUCCGGGGGCGAUUACUCCGGAGGAGAACAUGGAGGAGAAAUCGAGUCUCAUGGUUACUGAGAAGAGGCUCGUUCCCGAAUAUUUCGAGCUAUUAUUAUUAAGUAGAGACUAAUGAAAAUUAUUACAAUUGUUCUUCUGUCUUUUUUUUUCAUCGUAACUCAAGCUGGAGUUCAUUAAUGCCGAUGAAUCUUAUGAUUCACAGAUCGCAAUUGUGACCAUGUUGUACCUUAUUAGAUGUUACUAUUUGUACAAUCGAGGUAAAUCGAUAGAAAUUUAUCUUGCAGACAGUGGUGCUUGUUGCGAACAGUGAUUACCAUGUUUUUGUAUAUUUUUAUGAGAUUUUUAUUAAUAAAAACCAAAGAAGGAA